GAAUCGAAUCCCCAACCUGUCUUAUAAAAGCAGCAGUGUUUGGAAUCCAUAUUCAAACCAGAGAUGGUUAAGCAUAGGUUUACACGGAGUGAGCUUCGUGUUCUUCAGCUUGGUGUUGCUGUUAUAUUUGUAGCCAUCCUCUCAUUCGCUGUGAGUGCUAAUACACUUCUUAUUCCAUCCAUUCGAAGCAGGAACUUUGUACCAACGAUAUGCACCGUAAUCAGCUCCGAGAUUAUCAGAAGUCCGUGCUUGUGUCAGCCUGGUAACGACUGCCCUAUCAGCAGCAGACUGUGCAGUAGUAAUGGCCAAGCAAACUACCCGUGUGUGCAGGUUAUGGUGAGAUAUAAAUACAACAUGGAGGAAACGCCAUCUAGAAUUGAAGCUCCAACAGUUGACUUACGCAGUCAGACGUUUCUCGAGCAAUGGUUGAAUGAUUUAAACCACUCCAGCAUUGCCCAAAAUAAAGAUUCCAUGGAAAACGACCUUUUCGCAACUAACUCCCGACGAGCAUUGCUCCACACGAGUGACAUGGAUCUACGUUAUUCAGACCAGUGUUCCUUUCACCCCCAUUGUACUCGCGAUGUCACCAUGAUGACAAGAGAAGUGUCAUCAUACAGACGAAACAUAGGAAUCGUAGGAUUAAACUUUCCAUGUUUCUAUGACCCUAAGAACCCCACAGAUGCUGUCUUGUACAGAAUUUAUGAUGGAUGGAGUAUUUUUCACAGCACAUUCUGGCCUGGACUGCUGCUUCUGACGGGAGUCAUGAUAAUUCUGCUUGUCUACUGCUGUCUUGCACGGCUAAAAAAGAAUUUUAAUCAAAUCGACCUGAGCGGUGCAAUUCUCCACACUCAAGGUUCACCAGCGGUUUCUUCUGGAGGUAGUGGGUCGUGCCAAAACAAAAGACAAACCUGCACAAAGAUUGGACUCGGUGGAAAGGUCCACGUUUGAGAUACAACCUGAAGUGAUCGUGAGUUCAUAUACAGGAUGCUUGCGUUCUUCCGCCCUGCCUACGCACUGUUUACGAUUUGACAGCGAUGUAUCACAAUUGAUUCAUAAGUGACCUGAUUUAUGCAGAAAAAAUGACCUCAUUCUUUGAAAAGGUGUUGCCAACUAAGACUCAUUAUCAUGAUGGUAAAUAAAAACCGGUUUCUCUGCCUGCAAGUAUCCGCAUGUGCUGAUAUGUCCAUAAACAUUGCCGCACUUUGUUGACCUAACCAAAAAUAGUUUCAAUUUAGGUUUCUUACUUCGAACCAGCGACUCCAAAGUUUUAUUUAACAUUUCUAAUCAUGACGUAAGAUCUUAACAAGUAUGUGGCAUGAAAUCUCGAUCUAACGGAGAUGCCCGAGUGGUACGACUGCAGCCAUUAUCUUGCGUUAAUAUAAGAAGUAAUUAAAGUCAAAUUCCCGAUAUAGCAUGCGAUAAUAUUAAUCUUGUUUUAGGAAGAUGUCCGGAGAUUCCUUUUUGGCAUUCAACAGUUCAGUAUGUGUGUGAUCAGCAUAUUCAAUAUAUGGAACAUGCAUACUAUUUGCAAGAAGCAGGAUUCAAACGACUCCAGUUUCGGGUGCGGUCAACGAAAAAGUUCUCCCGUCCGCCUCAGUAGAAAAAAAUGCUCGGAACUAUCCUUACAACUGACAUCAUUUUGAGGAAAUUAGCUGUCAACAAACACCCAUGUGAAAAGAUCUGACCUCUCGCAGGACUUCGAUUUCUCCUUGAUUGCAACGUAAGAGGUGUACAUGUAAACGGGAUCCUGAUAAAAUUGUCACCGUGGACAUGUAAGCCACAACCUCAACGCACUGUCGACCUAUUGAUUGAAGAAGGUAAUAGGACAAUAUUGUCAUAUGAUUUCGAAUCAGGUUUUCAAUUUAAAGAUUCUCAUCUUGAUGCAAAUUUUCUUACAAAACAAAGGGGAUGCUUCAAAGUAAAAUUAUCGUCACGAAGAAUCUUUAAAUCUUUUUAUCGCCACCUUGCUGUCUGUUAUCUUAUGCAAACUCACAUUGACAACACGAACGAAACGGUUGACUCAUCUCUUGUACAAUAGCGCCGUCUAGCGGUACACAAAAGCAAAAUAAUGUGCUUUUAUUGCAUAUGUACUGACACAGCAGUUAAAGUUUCUAAAACUAACCCGGUAAAGCGUAAAUUGACAAUAAGAAGUUUUGAAAUAAACAAACGCUUUUCACGCCACUACUCUGUAUGCCACCAAGUGCUGUACAACUUCACAAAAUAUGAUUACGCCUUUUAGGAGAAGCAGGUGUAUGGUAUGC
This is a messenger RNA of Ciona intestinalis (vase tunicate), 2261 nucleotides long. NCBI's taxonomy places the organism in Eukaryota, Metazoa, Chordata, Ascidiacea, Phlebobranchia, Cionidae. The record is from RefSeq and is a predicted model, not a curated record.